GAGGAGAAGCCUCGAGCUCGGGGGCGGCCAGCUGCCCAUCCAGCUCGUCGUAGGCCAAGUGGACGUGAACAGCCCGCUGGGGAGGAGAUGGCAGGUCGACCUGUUCGAGAGGGACAGUCCCGAAAAUGUGGUUGCCUCGCUCGGGGUGGUCAUCCGCCUGACGACCGCGAAGCUGGGCGACAUGGGCGGCGCCAGGGCGCUGAAGCUGCUGCAGGUCCCGCAGAGGCCCGUUCUAGACGACUCCGUCUUCACGUUCAAGAAGGACAUGGAGAAUUGCACCGCUUAUUCAACGCAGGUGCUCAUGGCCAAGCAGUACCUGGCGGAGGCCAACAAGAUAGUGACCCGGGGGGUGCUGCAGGCGCGCCUCAGAGGCGGCCAGCACAUCCCGGGCACCGAGACCCCAGCGACCACCGCUGGCGACGACGCCCUGUCGGAGGACGACUUCGACCUCUUCGACGAGCCGCCCGAGG
Molecule: messenger RNA, 470 nt
Organism: Prorocentrum cordatum
Lineage: Eukaryota; Dinophyceae; Prorocentrales; Prorocentraceae
Source: the annotation of a GenBank genome assembly